UCUGUCGAAUUGCAUAAUAACAUUUUUAUUCGUUCGUGGCUUCACCAAGUUACGUUCUUAAAUUCAAGAUUUCAUUGUGAACAAGUGAUUUAAUUUAAUCGAAUUACAGAAGGAAGAAUAAAUUUUGAAUGGAAUCUUUGAGCCAAUGUUCUGGAUAUUCAACAACCGAAAAUCAAAUCUCUAUACGUGAAUCGUCAAAACAUCGAAGAAUCAACGAGGCUGGUCCCGUGUUGCAGAAAGUCUGGUCGAAUUCGUUCAUCAUCACCUGUUUUUUGUUGAUGGAAUUGAAUCCGAGUUUACUAGAAUUUUCCAUCGCAAAGGUGUUAUUGAUGAGAUCGUAGCUAAAACAUAAGAAGGAUCAAAGCAGGCUGGCGCCAUUAUUAUCGAAAACAGGUGUCGUUCUUCCGGGAAUGUUUUCGUGGAAAUUUAUAAUGGAAAAAGUGAAUUAUCUGGUGAAAAUUGCGAAAAUACGAUUUAUGGGAUAGUGGAAACUCUUCACAAGUGAUGGAUGGAAUUGGAGUAGAGUUGAUUAGAGGAUUUUUCAGCGAAAAUUUGGGUAUUUUCAACCAUUUUCCAAGAGAAGUCUUUAGAAACAUACUAAGAAAUCGAUGAAAUUCAUCGGUAUACAAGGAAAAUUUAUACGAAUUUUCUAUUGAAAAUUGGAAAACUACGAUUUCUGGGAUAGUGAAACAUCUCUACAAGUGAUGAAUGGAAUUGGAGUUGAUUUAACUGGAGGAUUUUCCAGCGAAAAUGAAUACAUGGGAAAUUUGAGUUGUGAAAAGUUAAUUAUCUGGUGAAAAUUGCCAAAUUACGAUUUUUGGGAUGGUGUAACCUCUUCACAAGUGAAGUUGACUAGAGGAUUUUCCAGCGAAAAUUUUUGGGAGGUGAUAUCAGAUGAGCACGGGAUAGAUCCCACAGGCCGUUUCCAUGGCGAUUCCGACCUCCAGCUCGAAAGGAUCAACGUCUACUUCGACGAGGCUACAGGAGGCAGGUUCGUGCCCAGGGCCGUACUGGUGGACCUGGACCCGGCCUCCAUGAACUCGGCCAGGUCCGGACCGUUCGGGCAACUGUUCAAACCGGACAGUUUCGUGUACGGACAGGCAGGCGCUGGCAACAAUUGGGCCAAGGGCAGGUAUACGGAAGGGGCGGAGAUAGCGGAUGCUGUGCUGGACCUGACCCGCAAGGAGGCCGAAGGUUGCGACUGCCUGCAAGGCUUUCAGAUCAUCCACGCUCUGGGAGGUGGCACUGGCGCUGGUCUGGGUAGUUUGCUGCUGGACAAGAUGAGGGAAGAGUACCCGGACAGAAUCCUGUGCACCUACUCGGUGUUCCCGAGUCCUCGGACCUCCGACACCGUCGUCGAGCCCUACAACUGCGUGAUGGCCCUCAGCCACCUGGUGGAGAACACGGACGAGACCUACCUCAUAGACAACGAGGCCCUGCACGACAUCUGCUACAGGACGCUCAGACUGGCGGCACCAUCUCUCGGCGACCUCAACCACCUGGUGUGCGCCACGUUGUCCGGCAUCACUACUUGCAUCCGGUUUCCGGGCCAGCUGAACGCCGACCUCAGAAAGAUCAUGGUGAACAUGGUGCCCUUUCCCAGGUUGCACUUCUUCAUACCGGGAUUCGCGCCCCUCUACUCCAGGGGCAACUUUCCCUACAGGGCCCUCUCGGUGCCCGAGCUGGUCAGCCAACUGUUCGACGUCAAGAAUGUGAUGUGCGCGUGCGACCUCAGGCGCGGGCGAUACCUGACGGUGGCGUCCAUCUUCAGGGGCAGGAUGUCCACGAAGGAGGUGGACGAGCAGAUGUUCAACGUACACGACAAGAACAGCGGCUACUUCGUCGAGUGGAUCCCGAACAAUCUGAAGACGGCCAUUUGCGACAUCCCUCCCAGAGGAUUGAAGAUGUCGGCCACCUUUAUCGGUAACUCGACCGCAAUUCAAGAACUCUUCCGAAGAGUUGGGGAACAGUUUAUAGUGAUGUUCCGCAAGAAAGCCUUUUUGCACUGGUAUACCGGAGAAGGAAUGGAGGAAAUGGAAUUCUCGGAAGCCCUGGGAAACCUGAACGAUCUUAUUGCAGAAUAUCAGCAAUAUCAAGAAGCCCAUGCCGACACAAAGGAGGAUAUCUUCGAAGGCAGCGAAGUAGAUUCUGACUGAUACCUUCUUUGACUAUUUCUAAUCAGUGUAGAUAACCAUCGACCAAAAAUUUUAAAAUGUAUUCGAAUUAUCUGAUGUAGGUGAAAUUAUAAAUGAAAUUUGGGUAAAUGCCAUAAAAUUAACAAAAAUUUA
Harmonia axyridis is the source of this 2288-nucleotide messenger RNA. Its product is annotated as tubulin beta chain-like. Lineage: Eukaryota; Metazoa; Arthropoda; Insecta; Coleoptera; Coccinellidae. The coding region runs from base 1035 to 2156 and encodes 373 amino acids. Gene Ontology annotation, biological process: microtubule cytoskeleton organization; mitotic cell cycle. The record is from RefSeq and is a predicted model, not a curated record. Gene Ontology annotation, cellular component: microtubule; cytoplasm. Gene Ontology annotation, molecular function: GTPase activity; structural constituent of cytoskeleton; GTP binding. The transcript is spliced from 8 exons.